CACAAAGAAGUAUCACCUGAAACAGCCCACUGAGCUACUAAGAUUUGAGGCUAAAACCACAUCUGUGUGGACCGUACACAUGGAAACUAUCAGAACGCUGAGUGCUGACAAGCACUGUGGAAGAGGCUUUAGUGCAGGCCUCGCAGCAGAGAAACAGCUCAUUUUGUCCCAAACGUCAAAGGAAAUGACGGAGCCCCAAGCACAUGACUGUGUUCCAGAUAGAGACAGAUAAUGUCCUUUUACUAAAUCACCGUGACCAGCAGUGACCGCAGGGGUUCUCCUUCAUCACUUCCCUCUCCGAUCACUUAGCACACCAACCCCGAAACGCUGACCCCGGUGGAGUUAUUCCAGUCUGCACCUCUUCUUCCUUUGGUCAGUCCUGAGAGAAUGCGUGCGCUGACCGGCCUUAACCCCGUGACCAUUGCCCAUCAUUCCACUCCACGGUAAACACCAGCAAGUCUCUUCACAGCGCUCCACCGCCCCUCGGGGCCUGGGGUUUGGAGUAGUCACCCAAUUACAUCCACCUAAAUGUGAACAUACCAAAGAAUUCCUGUAUUCCUGCAGUAUUUCUACCAGGGUAUCUCUGUUAUGGUACUUUGUAGCUGGUUCAUUGUGAUCUGACCUUGGUCUUUGACCUUUUGUAUGUGUUUGACGUGAGUACGGUGGGAUCACUGUUGGCUGGAGAAUCCAUCCCACAUUAAGAUAAACAGUAAUUCCUGAAGUGGCGUUGGGACGAUGGGAGCAGAAAUCCACAGCAGAUGACUCGGCCAUCAGUCAAAGGGGGUCAUGCUCACUGACACAUGUGGCAGCUUGCAACACUGAAGCUGUGUAAAGAUAACCACAGAUGAACGUUAAGCGAUGGAGGUCCUCUGAUGGUGGCUUUCAAAAUAAAAGCAUAAAAUCACCACACGCAUUCUCAUCAUCAUUUUUCACCGUGAAAAAAACGUAGCAUCUCGGAUUAAGACUUGAUUAAGACUUGGUAUAUAAUGUAUGUGUGAUUUCAUUGCUUGAAAAAGUUUCUCUUUAUAAUGGCCUACAGGUGCAGAGAUGGGCUUUCAUAUUAUAUUCCUAUUUAGUUGAAUGAUCUUUGAUUUUCACCUCUUUACUUCUACAUUUAAAAAUACAAAUAAAGUUAUAAUGAAGUUAUAAUGAACAUAAAAUUAAAAGAUACAGAAAUAAUAGACAUAUUGAGGCCCCAGGUGGGUUUUUCUUUUACCUUGAAAGGUCCAACCGGAAGUAUUUUCCAGCACGGCCCGCGGGUAGUGUUUAGGGAGUAAGGGGUUAACAAAUGAACCAACGGUCUGGAUGGACGCCCCUCCUCCCCCCUUUAAACAAACAGACCGGCGGCCUCUGUUGUGGAGCCUCCUCCAGCGCUCCCGAACCGGCGCGCCGUCACGUGACAGUAACCGGGCCGCACGUGAACGGGGACACGGCGACGUCCUGCAGCGAGGCGCCGCUCAUUUCCCUCCGGGCUGCACGAGCGGACAUGUGCCGACAGACCCGGCACGGGAACGGUCCUAGAGCCGCCGGGCCGGUGCCCUCACCGGGGAUAAAGUAGACGUUGCCGCCGCCUGCCGGAACCCCCCCAAAAAGAAAGAACCUGCUUCUUCUUCUUCUUUUCUUCUUCUUCUUCGCAUGAACCCAGCUGGCGGGACUUGGCUCAGCUUCCCGGUCGUUCCCGCUGAGUGAGGAUGAGGAAAGCCGAAGUGUUCUUGUGCCUGGGCUGCUUCCUCAUGGUCCUCCUCCUCUUCUUCAACAGCAGCCUGACGCCAGCCCUGGAGCCACCCGGUGAAAGCAGCAAUGGGCAGAAGUCCCGCAGGAGUCCGCUGCAGGCGCUUCAUGAUGGAGAUCAGGUGGAGUCAGCAGUACAGGCGGUCCACCAGGGCCGACGGGAGGUGUUAGAAGAAGCGUGCCGCUCCUACACCCGCAAACGCAGAGUGCUCAUCCCCGAGGACCUGAAGCACGUCAUCGUGGACGACCAGCACGGCUUGCUGUACUGCUACGUGCCCAAAGUGGCCUGCACCAACUGGAAGCGGGUGCUCAUGGUCCUGACGGGGGUCGCCGGGCCCAUCCGAGACCCGCUGGCGAUACCCGCCAACAAGGCCCACAUUCCGGGCAACCUGCGCGCCCUGUCGGAGUACUCCGCCUCGCAAAUCAACCAGCGCCUGCGCUCCUACCUCAAGUUUGUCUUUGUGCGCGAGCCCUUCGAGCGGCUGGUGUCGGCGUACCGCAACAAAUUCACAAGGAGCUACAACACCGCCUUCCAUAAACGAUACGGCACGAAGAUCGUGCAGCAGCACCGGCCGGACCCGCAGCCGGAAGCCCUGCAGAGAGGGAACGACGUCUCCUUCGCAGAGUUUGUGUAUUACCUCGUGGACCCGGCGACCCAGCGAGAGGAGCCCUUCAACGAGCACUGGGAGCGAGUGCACUCACUUUGCCACCCCUGCCUCAUCCACUACGACGUGGUUGGUAAGUACGAGACGCUGGAGCAGGACUCCCGCUACGUGCUGCAGCUGGCCGGGGUGGAGGACCAGGUCAGCUUCCCCGCCUCAUCCAAGAGCACCAGGACUACGGGAGACAUGGCGGCCCAGUUCUUCCAAAACAUCAGCCCCUUCUACCAGAAAAAGCUGUAUAACCUCUAUCGCAUGGACUUCCUGCUCUUCAACUACUCAAUUCCAGCCUACCUCAAGUUCAGAUGAGGCUGGGACAUUGCUCAUCCAAGGACUGGACUUGUGGAGUAAAGUUUCUGAGCUGUUUCUAUCCGUUUGCGCCUUAUUACGGACGGUGUAAAUACGGUUGAACUUGUCCUGAUUGGAGUUUAAAAGUAAAUAGCUUUUUGAUAGACUGAAAAGCUUCUGCAGAAGAUACAAACAGGAGACGACGUUUAAUCACAAGAUCAUACUUGGCCUACGUAGCCUAAAGAAGGCAAAUAGUAUUUGACUGUAAAUGGUGACCCAGUGGACGUCUGUCACUGCCUUUGAAAGUGUGAAAUACCGGUCAAUUUUUAGUAUCAUUUAAUUUCGCCAUUUGUUGUUUUUUAAGUGGAAUUCACAUAAUUAAUGUAAUCUGCAAUGAAAGUAUUGAAAUGGUAUUGGGACCGAUAAAGUCUCCAAACCUAGGUGCCUCUGAUCUGAGCCUUAUUGUUGACCUCAGCAGACAAGGACAACUUUUCUAAACUCUUGACUAUGUUUAUUUCUUUGUGCUGUAGGAGGAGAUUUCUGUGUAACAAUUAUUUCUUUAUUUAUUGUGUUAUUGCUGACUCCCCAAGUCAUACAAACCGAAAUAGACCUUUGGUUUCCUUCACAAUUAUCAAAUAAAUGCAUUUCAGAAAGGUUGUUUAUUGGUUUCAAUAUCAGCUUUUCUGAUAACUGUACAAAUAUCCUUCAGAAUACAGCAAU
This is a messenger RNA of Pungitius pungitius (ninespine stickleback), 3398 nucleotides long. Its product is annotated as carbohydrate sulfotransferase 11. The transcript is spliced from 4 exons. The coding region runs from base 1692 to 2699 and encodes 335 amino acids. Gene Ontology annotation, molecular function: sulfotransferase activity. Gene Ontology annotation, cellular component: membrane. Gene Ontology annotation, biological process: carbohydrate biosynthetic process; proteoglycan biosynthetic process. The record is from RefSeq and is a predicted model, not a curated record. NCBI's taxonomy places the organism in Eukaryota, Metazoa, Chordata, Actinopteri, Perciformes, Gasterosteidae.